AUGAAAUAUCUGAUAUAUUCAUAUGAUGAACUUAUAUUAAUGAAUAAGAAUGUUAAAACUAUAAAACAUAUUUAUUUAUGUCGAAAUAAUUUAUCAUUUAAUGGUGAAAAUUUAUCAGGAAAUUAUUUAAAUGAAUCAGUUUUAACUGAAACAAUAUUUUUGUCAACAACAUAUUAUUAUCUUAAUCUUGCUAAUUAUUAUAUAACAUUAAUUCGAUUAGAAAAUAUUGAAAAUUUUUUUCCAUUAAACAUAUUAAAAAAUAAUUUAAAUGAAUUUUAUUCAUUAACAAUAUUAGAUUUAAAUAACGUUUAA
Messenger RNA from Rotaria sordida, 312 nucleotides. The record is from the annotation of a GenBank genome assembly. Lineage: Eukaryota; Metazoa; Rotifera; Eurotatoria; Philodinida; Philodinidae.